AUGACGGAAGUAUUUAUGGGCUAUAGUGAAGACUUUGAACAGUGUCGUGAUGAUGCCAUGUCCGAUAUUCGUGCUAUUUCCAAAGCGCGUGACGAACGUGAGCGUGAUGAACUAGUGGAACGUGCACAGGGUAAUAUCUCGGAGGCUGAGCGCUAUAUGCGCAUUUUAGAGAGUGAAUCUCGUGCUGGUGAUUCUCAAGACCGUCGACGAAUGCAUCAGCAAAUGCGCACGUUCAAGUCACAACUUGACAAGCUGAAGGCCAAUUUGGAGCGAUCGAAGCUCAUGGAUGGCAGCCAACAACGCCAACAGGCUCGCGCCCCGCAAGACAACGUGGCUCGUUAUCAGCAGCGUACAGACCGCAUUGAAGACCAUUUAACGGAUGCCCAGGACAUUAUUGCGAGGACGGAAGCUACUGCUCAGAAUAUUAACAAUAAUUUGGCAGACCAACGCGAACAGCUCAUUAAUGUUCGCACGAACGUAGAUGAGACUCGUGAAGAUACAGCAGAGGCCGGAAUGCAUCUCAAGAAGCUCAAGUGCAAGAUGGCGUCGCAAAUUGCGUUUUUAUACGUCGUUAUCAUGGGACUCGUUGUCGUGAUCGGCACAACGGCACGAUCUGAUUGUUUCAUGGACACUGAUCAUCCUGUAUGUCACAAGCGAACGUCUGGCGAAAGCAAAGUUGAUUUGAUGCAAGUAGUGAAGCAGCGGGUUGAUGGUGCUAGUUUGAAUCGUGUUCUUUUGUACGCAUUUGUUGGAGACUAA
Molecule: messenger RNA, 759 nt
Organism: Peronospora belbahrii
Lineage: Eukaryota; Oomycota; Peronosporomycetes; Peronosporales; Peronosporaceae
Source: the annotation of a GenBank genome assembly